AUGGAAAAACUCUGCAAUGGAAAUGAAGGAAUGCCUGAGAAACAAGGGAAGACGGAAUACAAAGAACAGCCACAGGAUGUGGGAAGGCCAGAAUUAGCUUGUACUCUGGAAGACAAGGAAAAGUUAGAAAACAAGGGAAAGACAGAAAAUGAGGAAAUACUGAAGGACAAGGAAAGGCCAGGGAGUGUGGAAAAGCCCAAAGAGGGAAAGCCAGAGAACCUGGAAAAUCCAAAAGAAGAAGGAAAACCCACGAGUGAGGGGAAGCCAGAGAGCAAGGGACAGCCAAAAGAAGGAGGAGCAGGGAUCGAGGGAGAACCAAAAGAAAUAAAAUCAGAGAGUGAGAAAAAAAAUCAGAGCCAAUGAAAAGAGGGAAAGCCAGAGAGCCAAACCAAAGGCUGUGGGAAAGCACCAGCUGGGAAUGAUGUACCCAGGCAGGCCAAAAGAAAAACCAGCAUGGGGCUGGCUCAGUGUCUCAAGGAAUAUGAGGAGGCCAUACACAAUAUGCAUUUGAACAAUGAGGAGAUGAUAAGAGAAUUUGAUGAGAUGGGCAGGGUGGAGGAUUAGGUGAAGGAAACCAGACAAAUUGGGGGGGUGGUGGUUUUGAGGACACAAAAAAGUUUACAGGACCCUUUCCACCCGGGGCCAAGAGAACUCAGGGGUGGAUGCAGAGCCCCACAGAGGGACUUUGAAGACAUUCCUUUUGUGUAG
Molecule: messenger RNA, 708 nt
Organism: Enhydra lutris kenyoni (northern sea otter)
Lineage: Eukaryota; Metazoa; Chordata; Mammalia; Carnivora; Mustelidae
Product: transcription elongation factor A like 2
Source: RefSeq, a predicted model, not a curated record